CGUAAAUAUUCUUUUUUUAUUUUUAUUUUUUAGAAUGAAAAAUAAUUUUAUUUAGAUUCUUCUGAAUGAUUCUAUUUCAAAACAAGUUAAAGCAAUAAAACAUGGAAAUGAAGAAAUUCAAUCAUCAUCACAUAUUCUUAUUCUUCUUUAUACAAGUAUUUUUCUUUCUAAAAAAUAUUGUAAUCUAAAAGCUGAUAAUAUAUUUGGUCAAACUUGUCCAUCAAAAAGUCAAUGUCAAUGGACAUGUGAUAAUCGAAAAUUAGGUCAAGCAGAUGCAAUUAUUUUUCAUGCAUAUGAUAUACAAUAUUAUCAAGGACGAGUACCAAAUCGUUCUGAAACAAAAAAAAAUUCUAUAUGGAUUUUAUGGUCAGAUGAACCACCUUCAAUGGUCGAUUAUACUUUAUUUCAAGAUUAUAAAUUUAAUUGGACAAUAAGUUAUAAAUUAAAUAGUGAAAUAUCAAUAGGAUCAUAUGGUUUAUUUAGUAAACGAAAAAUAACAUUAUCAAAUACUGAUUUUAAUCGAUGGAUUGAUGAACAAUUUAAUGAACGAUCAAAAGGUGCACUUUGGUUUGUAUCAAAUUGUCAUUCAAAACAACGUUUAGAAUAUUAUUAUAAUUUAAAACAUCAAAAACUCAUAUCCGUUGAAGGUUAUGGCCGUUGUGUUGAUUAUUAUCCAAUGCAUUUUUGUCGUGCUGGUAGUCAAUGUGAACGUGAUUAUAUGUCAAAAUUUAAAUUUUAUUUAAGUUUUGAAUCAAUAACAUGUCGUGAUUAUAUAACAGAAAAAUUUUUUAAAGCAUUUUAUCAUGGUCUUAUUCCUAUUGUUUAUGGACCUGAUCGAAUUGAUUAUAAUCAAUUAGCACCAGCUGAUUCAUUUAUACAUAUUAAUGAUUUUGAUAAAGAUAUGAAUAAAUUAGCUAAACAUUUACAAGAAAUCCAUUCAAAUUAUAAUUUAUAUGCAACAUAUCAUCAAUGGAGAAAAAAAUAUGAAGUUAUUAUUGAUCCUAAAGCAUUAGAACGAAUUCGUAUGUGUGAAUUAUGUGAACGUUUAAGUAAAAUACGUCAAGAUGAUAUUACUUAUUAUAAAAAUAUUAAACAAUUUUAUAAUGAAAAAUGUUAA
Molecule: messenger RNA, 1117 nt
Organism: Rotaria sordida
Lineage: Eukaryota; Metazoa; Rotifera; Eurotatoria; Philodinida; Philodinidae
Source: the annotation of a GenBank genome assembly